AUGUCUCUACAAGCAGUAGCAGGCUAUCGGCCAUGCCACCAAGCUACCGCAGUCCGACUGCUAGCGGACUCCCUGUAUGAGUCGACGCGCGGGUCAACGGCCCUAACAAACCAGGCCCAAAACGAGCUUGGGCUGCUCCUGGGUAUGCUCAGCGCGACCGAGGUGUAUGCCUCCUCUCUGGGCGCAGGAUGCGUCCAUUUCACAGUCCUGAAAAAGAGAUUGGAGACAUGCGAUGUCAUUCUGCGGGAAUUGCAGAAGCUGGUGCUACAUCCAGAUACGUUCGGGGCGCAGAGCCUCAUUUCCGAUAUUCGCGCGCGCCUUUCGUCGGUCAUUUUUGGUAUUAGUGAGAUGAAUUUGAAUAUGAUGACGUCAUCACAGAAGAUUAUUGAGAGUGCAAUGAGAUGUUUUCUUGAUGACAUUCGUGCUGGCAAGAGGGACGCCUUGAUUGCCUCUGAUGUUUUGAAGGAUUCUUCAAAGCUUGAGAAAAAUGAAGCUUGGACUCGGCUGCAGGGAGAAUUGGUCGCUACUGGUAUUGCCCCGGACUUGGUGGCUCUGAAUCGUGACUUCGCUAUCUCGACCCUUCAAAAGAUAGUGGAGACAGAAAGUCCACUACCUUUUAAGGGGGACACGGCUCCAGUGGAGGAAGUCCAUGAAUAUACGGCACCAGCACCGAACCUGGAAUUAGAACGCCAGAGAAGCCUGGACGACAAUGACUAUUUAUCAGACGAACCGGGUGGUCUUCCCUUUCUUCCUCUCCCGCCAAAAGGCCUCUCAUUUUCAGAUAAGCACAGUUCAAACUCCAGCCAAGUGCAGCCCUAUCCACGAAAAGAGGCAAUACGGGAAGACUUCCCAAUACCAGUGAGGCUGGAUAUGCAAGAUUGCACAGAUACACAGAAACAAGUGCUACCAGCAAACAACUUCCCAAUACCAGCGAAGCUGGACAUGCAAGAUUGCACAGAUACACAGAAACAAGCACUACCCUCCAACGACUUUCCAAUACCCGUAAGGCUGGAUAUUCAUGACAGUACAGACACACAGAAAGAAGCACUACCAAUCGAGGACUUCCCCAUCCCAGCUUCCACAGAAUCUACUCUACCAUACAUCGACAUGGACCUCCCAGAGACGGUGAAAGCACCCAUCGAGCGCAGGCCAUCCGCACCCAUCCAGCGCAGGCCAUUCAAUCCCUCGUUAGACAUCUACCCCUUCAGGGUUACCAAAAACCUAGAAAGGCCCCAUCGAAUGAGCCGCAUGUUAUGGGAUAUGACCAAGUCCAAAAAAGGCUUUAUGUCAGCCAUAGCAUCCAACCAAUACGUUGUCGUACAAACCUUCCUCUCCAAAGGCGCAGACGUCAACGCCCAAACCCUCCAAGGCCUAACAGCCCUCAUGUACGCCGUCUCACUCAAUCACGAAGGCAUAGUCCGCCUCCUCAUCGAAUACGGCGCAGAGAUAAAUGAACGGACUCUUAAAGGCGAGAGCGCGCUCUCCAUCGCCGCAGGACGCGGCUACGACCGCCUCGUGCGGACCCUGAUCGCGUCAGGCGCAAACAUAAAUGCGGGUACAGGGAAUGGCAGGACGGCGCUCUCGCAGGCUGCCACGUACGGCCAGGACCGGAUUGUGGAGUUGUUGUUGGAAUGCGGGGCGAAUAUUAAUGCUGUUAAUAUUACGGGGGAGACAGCGUUGGCGAUGGCGGCGUUGAAUGGGAAUAUGAGGGUUGCGAAGUUAUUGCUUGGACGGGGUGCGGCUGUUGAUCAUAUGCGGUAUCCUUGGCACACGCCGUUGUAUAAGGCGGUUCAGUCGGACGAAGUGGAGAUGGCUAGGCUUUUAGUACAGUAUGGAGCAAAUCCGUUUGUUAAGGGGGGAACUGGUCGGAAGGAGAUGGUUUUUGAUAUUGCGAGGAAUAUGCAGAGGAGACAGAUUUUAGAGAUUUUUGAACAGCAUGGGUAUCGACUUGGGGGUCCUGUUCGGUAUCAGUAUUUUUGA
Penicillium coprophilum is the source of this 1980-nucleotide messenger RNA. RefSeq names its product ankyrin repeat domain-containing protein. Gene Ontology annotation, biological process: regulation of apoptotic process. Bases 1 to 1980 code for a protein of 659 amino acids. The record is from RefSeq and is a predicted model, not a curated record. Gene Ontology annotation, cellular component: nucleus. The transcript has 2 exons. Gene Ontology annotation, molecular function: protein binding. NCBI's taxonomy places the organism in Eukaryota, Fungi, Ascomycota, Eurotiomycetes, Eurotiales, Aspergillaceae.